This is a messenger RNA of Rhineura floridana, 2837 nucleotides long. It is a transcript of the gene NOTUM, whose product is annotated as notum, palmitoleoyl-protein carboxylesterase. The transcript is spliced from 12 exons. NCBI's taxonomy places the organism in Eukaryota, Metazoa, Chordata, Lepidosauria, Squamata, Rhineuridae. The record is from RefSeq and is a predicted model, not a curated record. Gene Ontology annotation, molecular function: hydrolase activity. Bases 389 to 1894 code for a protein of 501 amino acids.
GAGUUUCCGGGAGAGGUUCCCUAGCAAAGGGGACACAGAGCCAGAUUCUCGCUGGGCGGGGUAUCCCUGCGAGAGAGGGCGGGCUAUAGCCGUCAACCCCCUGAACAGCAAUGCCCCAGGCCGUGAGGACUCUUGUUCUGCCGCACGGACCCCCACAGCACCCCCAACAAGCAGCAGCCAAGGAGGCCAGUCUUUUCAUCCGUGCACGCACACCGCAGCUGGGGUGGGGGGACCUUGCAGGAGGGACGGAAAGAGGAAAAGGAAGGGAAGGGGGACUUCAAAGUCCCGCUCGAUUCAGCUGUACUUCAAGUCUAGACCCUCGGCUGCAGCCAACCCCUUGAAGCUGCGCCCAGCACUGCUGGGUGGGAGCAGGUGGCUCCGCGUCGCGAUGGGCCGAGGGACCGUGCAGAUGUUGUUGCUCUUGGGGCUCCUGCACUGGGGCCCCGGCGGGGAGGGCAGAAAAAGCUGGAGGCGGCGCGGACAGCAACAGCAGCCCGCGGCGGCGGCGGCAGCUGCCCGAGAGCGGAGUGAGGCCACUGGGCAGCCGGUGGAAAGCUUCCCGUUGGACUUUACCGCUGUGGAGGGCAACAUGGACAGUUUCAUGGCUCAGAUCAAGAGCCUGGCGCAGUCGCUCUACCCUUGCUCGGCUCAGAAUCUGCACCACGAGCUGAGGCUCCACAUGCUGCUCAACAGUUCGGUCACUUGCAACGACGGCAGUCCCGCCGGCUACUACCUCAAAGAAUCAAAAGGCAGUAGAAGGUGGCUGCUGUUCCUGGAAGGAGGCUGGUACUGCUUCAACAGAGAGAACUGCAACACUCGGUAUGAAACAAUGAGGAGACUUAUGGGCUCCAAGGAAUGGCCCACUACCAGAACCGGAACCGGCAUUCUGUCAUCACAACCGGAGGAAAAUCCACACUGGUGGAAUGCAAAUAUGGUUUUCAUCCCAUAUUGCUCAAGCGAUGUCUGGAGUGGAGCCACUGCCAAGAUUGAGAAAAAUGAAUUUGUCUUCAUGGGUGCCCUCAUCAUUCAAGAGGUUGUAAAGGAGUUGGUGGGGAAAGGCCUUGGGAAUGCUAAAGUGCUGCUGCUAGCAGGAAGCAGUGCUGGUGGAACGGGGGUGCUCCUAAAUGUGGAUCGAGUAGCUGAACAGCUGGAAGAGAUGGGAUAUCCUGGGAUUCAGGUCCGUGGCCUUGCAGACUCUGGCUGGUUCUUGGAUAAUAAACAAUAUCGUAGAACAGACUGCAUUGAUACCAUAACCUGUGCCCCCACAGAAGCCAUCAGGAGAGGAAUUAGGUAUUGGAAUGGACUUGUUCCUGAACGCUGCAAAAUGCAGUUUAAAGAGGGAGAGGAAUGGAAUUGUUUCUUUGGCUAUAAAAUUUAUCCCACUCUCCGAUGUCCUGUUUUUGUGGUACAGUGGCUCUUCGAUGAAGCCCAGCUCACUGUGGAUAAUGUCCAUUUGACUGGCCAGCCAGUGCAGGAAGGACAGUGGCUUUACAUCCAGAACCUGGGCCGUGAGCUGAGGAACACCCUCAAAGAUGUGACUGCCAGCUUUGCUCCAGCUUGUUUGUCUCAUGAGAUCAUCACACGCAAUCAUUGGACAGACAUUCAAGUGAAAGGGACAUCUUUACCCCGUGCUCUGCACUGCUGGGAUCGCAGUCUCCAUGACAGCAACAAGAAUGGGAAAGCCCCACUCAAAGGCUGCCCUAUCCAUCUGAUUGACAGCUGUCCUUGGCCACACUGUAACCCCUCAUGCCCUACCAUCCGGGACCAGUACACAGGACAAGAGAUGAACGUGAUCCAGUUUCUCAUGCAUAUGGGGUUUGAUGUGCAGAAGAUGGCUCAGCAGCAGGGGCUGGAGCCCAGUAAACUACUGGGGAUGCUGAGUAGUGGUAGCUAGGAGACUUUUCCCACUAAGGAGGACUGCAUGACUGCAUAAGGAGAAGGGGCCUUUUAGCUCGACUCUCAAAUCUUCUGUCCUCCUUGCUCACUCUCAUAACAUAAGCAUUUACACAUACACAUACACAUACAAGCACAAGUCAUGCAUGCACACUCUUGCACAGUUAGUAUUUUCAGGACAAAGUGAAACAGAAUCUUACUUUUAAUACCAUUUGAUUGAAACAUUACUUCAGGGGACAGUCUCAACCAAGCAGAACCUCUCCACAAUAAUUCACUAACGGUCUGCAAGGAGCAGUGAGUGCAUAGAAAUCAAGAUCCCUCUCCGGAGUUAAAAGGACUUCAUACUUUUUGCCUUUUUCCAAGAACUUUUCACACCAUAAGACUGACAACAGAUGGUGUUGUGGGGGGAAGCAAUGGAUUAUUUGUCCAAUUGGAAAUGAUGACGGUAAGAUUGAUUACGUGAUUUCCUGGAGGCCAGCAUCUCAUGAUGUAACAUAAUAAUGUACAAACAAAGCACACAAGCUAGCAGUGGACUUAUCAUGUACUCAGUUUACUUUUGAAUUAUUUUAUAAGAUGAUUUUAUUAAUUUUUAAAGAAAUAAGCAAGAAAUAUACGGUUAACGAUAUUGUUUUGUAACAUAUUUUUUUAAAUAAUGAAAAAAACCCAUACCUUGUACUAUUUUUGGCAAUGUGAAAAUAUUUAUUUUAAUAUGUAAAUGCUAUUUAUAAGGGCUGACCUAAGAUAUGCUCACAUGUUUGUUGUAAAGUUGUAAAUACUUCUCCUUUGAAAAGUUUUUCCUUCUGAUCACAUAUAUGUGAGAGAGGACAAGGGUCAGCAGUGGCAUUAUUAUUAUAAUUGUUAUUAGAUCCCCAUGACUCUUGAAGUAUGUUUCUUGUUUGUGAAGGGAUAUCCACCACAGCCUCAGUAAAGAGUUUUUAUCCUUC